Messenger RNA from Staurois parvus, 855 nucleotides. NCBI's taxonomy places the organism in Eukaryota, Metazoa, Chordata, Amphibia, Anura, Ranidae. The record is from the annotation of a GenBank genome assembly.
UCAGCAUUGGAUCAUGGACAAGGUCAGGAGAAUGUGGUCACACGGAGGUAGGGACACGGCUCCAUACUGGAUCACGGACAGGGUCAGAAGAAUGUGGUCACACGGAGAUAGGGACACGGCUCCAUACUGGAUCACGGACAGGGUCAGGAGAAUGUGGUCACACGGAGAUAGGGACACGGCUCCAUACUGGAUCAUGGACAGGGUCAGGAGACUGUGGUCACACGGAGAUAGGGACACGGCUCCAUACUGGAUCAUGGACAGGGUCAGGAGACUGUGGUCACACGGAGAUAGGGACACGGCUCCAUACUGGAUCAUGGACAGGGUCAGGAGAAUGUGGGCACACGGAGGUAGGGACACGGCUCCGAAUUGGGUCAUGGACAGGGUCAGGAGAAUAUGGUCACACGGAGGUAGGGACAUGGCUCCGAAUUGGGUCAUGGACAGGGUCAGGAUAAUGUGGUCACACGGAGAUAGGGACACGGCUCCGAACUAGAUCAUGGACAGGGUCCGGCGAAUGUGGUCGCACCGAGGUAGUGACACUGCUCCGAAUUGGGUCCUGGACAGGGUCAGGAGAAUGUGGUCAAACGGAGGUAGGGACACUGCUCCGAAUUGGGUCAUGGACAGGGUCAGGAGAAUGUGGUCACACGGAGGUAGGGACACGGCUCCGAAUUGGGUCAUGGACAGGGUCAGGAGAACGUGGUCACACGGAGGUAGGGACACUGCUCCGAAUUGGGUCCUGGACAGGGUCAGGAGAACGUGGUCACACGGAGGUAGGGACACGGCUCCGAAUUGGGUCAUGGACAGGGUCAGGAGAACGUGGUCACACGGAGGUAGGGACACGGCUCCGAAUUGGGUCAU